ACUUAAAUACCUACUAAAACACAGGGUAAGAGGUUGUGAAAGGCUAAACUUGAAUGAGUGCAGUUGAGUUAGUUGCUCACGUACAAGAGUAUUAUUUUAAUAUAUGUGGGUGACAUACGGGUAAAUUACAUUAAUAAUAAAAAUGUCUUAUAUAGUUACAACUUUAUCCAUAACAGUGCUAUGUUUUACCUUCAUAAACACGGACACACCAUUGAAGUUUUACCAAGAAAAGGAUUUCCAUGAAGCUCAAGAACUAACAGAUGAAAAUAUCAAAGACAUAGCCCAAUUGUCUGAUAGACAACAGUUUAAGAAGGUUCUAGAUGAAAUUCUAAUACCGAGAGUAGUUGGUACUCCUAACCAUGAAAAAGUUGGUAAUUACAUAGCAAACGAGAUGAGAGGCCUAGGUUGGGAUGUCACUGAAGAUGUGUUCCCCGAGAAGACCCCCGUUUUCGGGACAUUAAAUUUCAAGAACAUCAUCGCCAAAUUAAAUCCUAAUGCUGACAGGUAUUUGGUAUUGGCGUGCCAUUACGACAGCAAGUAUACAAGAGAACAUGUUUUUGUCGGGGCGACUGAUUCUGCCGUGCCUUGUGCUAUGAUGAUCAAUCUUGCUGCGGUUAUGUCGAAGCAGUUGGAUAAGUUGAAGAGUUCAUCACCAAGUCUUAUGUUUAUAUUCUUCGACGGUGAAGAGGCGUUCAGGCAAUGGGGACCUAAAGAUUCUAUUUAUGGUGCCAGGCAUUUAGCCAAGAUGUGGCACGGGACUCCGUACAAGGAUGGUGCUAAUCAUUUGCAAAGAAUGGAUGUAUUAGUUCUUUUGGAUCUUCUCGGCUGUCCCGAUCCAGUGUUCUACAGCUACUUCAAGUCCACUGAAAAAUGGUACUUACGAAUGGCAACCGCUGAACAACGGUUAGCGGAACUCGGGCAGAUGUCGGUGUAUUCGCAGGGCAAAGCUGAGCAAACCUACUUCAGGCUCUCUAGCUCGAAUGCUGUCAUCGAGGACGACCAUAUACCGUUUAUGAGGAGAGACGUAGAUAUUCUUCACAUAAUCCCGAAUCCGUUCCCACAAAUAUGGCACACGGCCCACGACGAUAUGACAGCGCUGGAUUUCAAUACCAUAGACAACCUUAACAAGAUCUUCCGAGUGUUUGUGUCUGAAUAUCUUCACUUAACACCCUAGCGGCGGUGGAGAUUUGAGAUGGCCGCAAUCGUCCUAAACACAAUGGAUUUUUAACGAGAAUGUCUUGACGCUUCGUAUUCGUGCAAAAUUAUUUAUAUACUAU
Vanessa tameamea is the source of this 1277-nucleotide messenger RNA. RefSeq names its product glutaminyl-peptide cyclotransferase-like. The coding region runs from base 143 to 1174 and encodes 343 amino acids. Gene Ontology annotation, molecular function: zinc ion binding; glutaminyl-peptide cyclotransferase activity. The record is from RefSeq and is a predicted model, not a curated record. NCBI's taxonomy places the organism in Eukaryota, Metazoa, Arthropoda, Insecta, Lepidoptera, Nymphalidae. The transcript is spliced from 5 exons.